Daucus carota subsp. sativus is the source of this 1378-nucleotide messenger RNA. RefSeq names its product transcription factor MYB52. Bases 296 to 1006 code for a protein of 236 amino acids. Gene Ontology annotation, molecular function: RNA polymerase II cis-regulatory region sequence-specific DNA binding; DNA-binding transcription factor activity, RNA polymerase II-specific. Gene Ontology annotation, biological process: regulation of DNA-templated transcription. NCBI's taxonomy places the organism in Eukaryota, Viridiplantae, Streptophyta, Magnoliopsida, Apiales, Apiaceae. Gene Ontology annotation, cellular component: nucleus. The record is from RefSeq and is a predicted model, not a curated record. The transcript is spliced from 3 exons.
UUGCAUCAAUCGCUGCUGGUGAAGGUUUGUCUGUCCAAACCCCUCCAACUCUCUAACGGGAUCCGGAUUCUACUUAUUCUUUACCCUCUUUAUGUCCAUCUUUCGUGUUGUUAUAUAUGUUUGUGGUUCAGAUCUGGUUCUAUCUCUUGUUGUGUUUUUUCUUGUGAUUUAUCCUACUGAGAAAGUCAUUUCAUCUGAUCAGCAGGACUCUAGCUAGCAACUUUUCUUAAGUUACCAAUAGGGUUUUCUUUGUACGAGCUAGGAAGAUCGAUCAAGAGGAUAUAUAUUAGAAGAGAUGUGCAGUAGAGGCCAUUGGAGACCUGCUGAGGAUGAGAAGCUCAAGGAAUUAGUGGAACGUUAUGGACCUCACAACUGGAACGCCAUCGCUGAAAAGCUACAGGGGAGAUCAGGGAAGAGUUGUAGGUUGAGAUGGUUCAAUCAGUUGGAUCCCAGAAUCAACCGGAGCCCCUUUUCCGAAGAAGAAGAAGAUCUCCUCCUUGCUUCACAUCGAAUUCAUGGCAACCGAUGGGCCAUCAUUGCUAGGCUGUUCCCUGGUCGAACUGAUAACGCAGUCAAGAAUCAUUGGCACGUCAUCAUGGCACGAAGAUGCCGAGAAAGAUCCAAGCUGUAUGCCAAGAGAGCCGCUGCACAGACGUUGUCCAAACACGACCAUCACACAAAGAAUCUGGCUUCCCUCGUUGAAAAGUACACUCAUAGAUUUGAGUUCCCUUUGGUACAUAACUACCACCAAAAUUUAUGUGAUCCUCAGCCUCAGAGUUUAAUUCACAAUCAGAAGCUUCAUCAAGAUAAAAAGCAGAAAGUGGAGUUUUAUGAUUUUCUGCAAGUUAGAACAGAAUCUUUGCGGAGCGAAGUGACCGAUCAAGGUAAAAGAGACGAGGAAGAGGUUGAUCAGAAUCAUUUUAGUGCAUUACUGGCAGAGCAGCAGAAGAAACCUAGUACUGUUCAAUUUAUAGAUUUCUUAUCAGCUCAUACUUCUGCAGCCUAAUUAACUGACGCAGACAAUUAACAUCUAGAAAAAGUUAGUAUGCAUGAAAUGAAACGGUACUGCUUCUGUAUUGGUUGAACAAAACCAUGUGCUUCUCUAUGGUACACGGCGGUGUAUGUACUAAAUCUUCAUGCAGAGAGAAACAGACGUAGGAUGCAUGUAAGAUAUAUAUAUUCUCAUGAGUUGUAACAAUAAUCAUAUAUAUGGCCUGAGAAACUUAUUAUAUACUCAGGGAAAAACAAACAUGCAUUCAGAUUGAUCUAUGUACAAUAUAAAUAGUUUGGAAUUGUGUCCUAUUUAAUUAAAUUAUAUCUGUAUUAAUGACAUACAUGCAGGUUUUACAAUUUGAGUGUUGUAUGGAGUCCAUUUACU